CCAUCCGUGGGAAACGGGCGGGGCGCUUAUAUAAGUGUGUGCGUAGGGAGCGCCUGCUGGGCUAGCGGAGCUCCGGAGGUCCGUUCCAACCCUGACGAUUCUGUGACGUGGGCCGAGGGCUCGUUGCUGCCCGGUAUCGUCGGCACGUGUCGGUCAAAUGGCACCCCCGAGCAAGAGAGAGCAGCUCGCCCGUGCGGCGUUGCCGCACCCAAACAGGCUUUCAAGCAGAAGAACGAAUUAAAAUGGUCCCUCUUAAGAGCACCGCUAGCAAAGUCAUUACUAGGUGGCGAAUUUCUCACUCCUGUUAAUUACAGAGUUCAAACCACCGCCAACACGGCGGGUUUCCCUGGACCUGCUCCUUGGUUACAGUGCGCACGGCCAAAGCCGGCGGAGGCAUCGCACUGACGUCCCUCAGUACAACCCUCUGGACCCUUAGCAGGGCAGCUCUAGAUGCAGAUCUGAAAAUAAACCUCCACCUGUGGAUUGCAGUUCAAAUCUACAGCUUCACGGACAAGUGCAUAGCAACAGCAAGUGGUCUCGCUAGAAAUAAUGUCUCAAGUAAAAGACAGAGGACCAAAAUCAGCAGUACACCUCUUUCUUUAACUUCAAGAAUUCCAGACAGUACUUUAAGAACUGUCAUUUUACUUCCUCCUAAAAUAUUUUUUCUUCUAAGAUCCACAGAAAUUAAAAGUCAACAAGAAGACACACAUGUAUCAUGUGUUUCCCUUUGUGCUUUUCCUUCCUCACUUUGAAUGACCUAAUAAACACAGUAAUAGAAUCACAGAAUCAUUUAGGUUGGAAAAGACCUCCGAGGCCAACUUUUGACUGACCACCACCCUCUCAGCUAGGCCAUGACACUGAGUGCCAUGUCCAGUUGUUUCUUGAAUACCUCCAGGGACCUUGACUUCAUCACCUCCCAGGGCAGCUCAUUCCAAUGUUUAACAACCCUGUUGGUGAAAAAAUUCCUCCUGAUGUCCAGCCUGAACCUCCCUUUGUGCAGCUUGAGGCUCUGUCCUCUCAUCCUGUCACAGCUUGCCUGGCAGACGAGGCCCCACUUGCCAUUGACGAUCAAGGACUGAUUUCCAUGAUGCUGAGAGGAGCUGCUCACGGUGCAAAAGACACAUUCACUCUUCUGUUGACAAGAUCUCCGAGCUGUAACCCAGGACUGAAGUUUUCAUCAGCAUGGCCUGAUGUAGCAAACAGAAGCUUCCGAAUACAUUCCAAUUAUACAACUGAUACCAAGUCAAGACAGGAAAAUAAAAAAACCCUUGAGAAUCUCUACAGUUUGUCAGUUGACAUCACGAAGAUACGCAGACUGAAGGAAUGGGUCCUUCUCCAGGAUGUUGCCUAUGUUAAAGAAAUUGCUGGUAUCUUACAGGAAAUGGGAGCAGAUGAGACCACUGUAGCCAACAUUAUAGAACGCUGCCCCGAGGUAAUUCUCCACACCCCAGCAGAGAUAAACUCUCAAAGAGCUUUAUGGCAAUUAGUAUGCCAGAAUGAAAAACAGCUGAUUAAAUUAAUAGAGCAAUUUCCAGAGUCUUUUUUUACUACUGAGAAUCAGCAGAACCAGAAGGCAAACAUACUGCUUUUUCAAGAGCUGGGGCUUAAGAAUAAUAUAAUCACCAGGUUCUUGACAAGUGCACCCAAUAUUUUCUAUAACCCUGUUGAGAAAAACAAAAAUGUGAUAGAGACAUUACAAAGAAAUUACUUACAUUUAGGGGGCUCUGAAGCAAAUAUGAAGAUCUGGAUACUGAAGCUAUUGAGCCAAAAUCCAUUUAUUUUAUUAAAUACUUCCACUGCAAUCCAGGAGAACUUGGAAUUUCUCCAAAAGAAUUAUUUCACUGACCAGGAAGUUCUACAGCUGCUGUCCAAACUUAAAGGCUUCAUUUUUCAACUUAAUUCUACCACUAUGCAGAAGAGUAUGCUUUUCUCCAAAAACAUCUUCAAGUGCAGUGAUCAAGAACUAAAACAACUAGUGCUGAAAUGCCCAGCCCUUCUCUACUAUUCUGUUCCAGUUUUGGAAGAAAGACUUGAAGGACUACUGAAGGAAGGAAUUUCUAUAGCACAGAUAAAAGAGACACCAAUGGUGCUGGAAUUGACAACACAAAUCGUUCAGUAUCGAAUUAAAAAGCUCACUGCAUUAGGAUAUGAUAUAAAGAGUGGAAAUCUAGAAAGCUUGAAUGGUACUAAAAAAGAUUUUGAAGUCACUUAUGGUAAGAUACAAUCAAAGAAGGAGAGACCAAUUUUUAAUCCUGUUGCUCCUCUACACAUUGAAGAUUAAUUUGAACGCUGUACUUCAAGUUAUGCAAAAGCAAACUUAAAGGCAAGUUGAUUCUUUGAGAUGGAGCAAAAGCAAUCUCAAUCAAGACUAUAGUCUUACACUGUACUUUGUUCAGGAGGGGGUCUUAGGUACAACUUCAUUAUACAAUCAUUGUAUAAAGUGCUGUAAUACUUUAAAAUAUCAUCAUAGAAGUUACUGUUAUGAUAAAGGUUGCCUUUUUCUAAGAGUACCUCACAUGUGACUCUCUCUCACCUGACAGGGCAUUAACUGCCUUAGAUUUUCAGCUCUGUCACUGCACAGUCUAGCCUGCGGUAGUGAUGAGCACAAUUUUUAUCUGAGGAAGACAACAGGAGGAUUAUUUUUCCAGCAGUGUUCAUCAGUCAGCUGGUUCACUGUCUUCAGGAAAUGCCCUUGGAGUUCUUUUCCUUAUUGCUGAAGUAGCUCUAGCUCAUAGAUCCUGACCUGCAACAGACUUGAUUUCUUGGACAGCAAAGCCCUGUCCUGAGAACAGGGGCUGGACACAAUAUUUUUUUUACUAAUUGAGACCCUAGUGUCUUUGUGUACAAACCAUAAUGCAAAGAAACUACAAGAUGAUAACGUUUAUAUUUCUGAGACUUCAAAAUUUACUUAUUUUUUCAAAUGGUGUGGGAGAGGAAGAAAUACAUUUAUUGCUAUUGUACAGUUCCUAAUCUCUUCUAGGAAGGUUUGGCAACAAGAAAGAUGAGGGAAAGACUUAAGUCUCAAAUGAUGGUACGAGAAAAGAGAAAGUCAUGCUUUUCUAUUAGGUGCAACAAAACUCUAGUCUGUAAACCACUGGUGAUUAAACAUGACUACCAGAUUUGCAAACAGCUGCAACAGUUUCUAAAUAUAUGGGUGACACUGCUUCUAAGAUAACACCAUACAACAAUUGGCAACAAGUGCUGGCUUUCAAAAUAGUAACUAUCAAACAGCAUUUAAGUUCUCAGGGGAUUUGAUUUCUUCUCACUUAUGGGCUGUGAACGAUAAUAUAAAACAGUAGCAUCACUGACAAUCAUCUCAAUAGGAUUAGGAUCAGUGAUUUUAUUUCACAGAUUUUCCUAAGUAGCUAUUCCAAGUUCCCUUUUGACGGCGGAAUAAAAGCUGGCUGCACACCACCCUCAUUCCAGGCAUUCUUCAAGGUCAUUUUUAACACACAUUUUGGCAGCAAGUCCAGGCCUCCAUUUCUUAAAAUGUGGUCUGUAAUUGCUGAAGAAAGCUAUUAUUGAAUUCCUGGUCCAGAGGGUGGGCUGCAAGAUGAUUUUUUUAUAGUCUGACACGUUAUCUGCUGUGCACUGGGGAGGGACUGGGAGCACCUGGUAGGAGCAGUGCAAAGAUCCCAACAGCUGAAGGUCUUUCACUGAGCACUCUGCAGGCAAAUGCAGGUAUGACAGGCGUUCUGGGGGUAAAUGUCACUCCUGCAGGAGCGUGUGCAACAAUGGAAGGAAUUCAACAAGGGGACGUAUCACAGCAUGAAAAAAGUCAGGCUGUGGUACCAGGUUAUGUCUGUGUUGACUCUUUCAAAACUCAUUAUUGUUUUUUAAAAGGAAACUGGGAAGACAGCUGUAUUAAAAAUUCACAGGAACUUGCCUUUGUUACUUUCUGUCUGUCUUUCCCUGCUCAUCCAUUAAGGAGACCACAAUUUUAUCUGAAUUUAAAAGCCUCCUUUCCCCUCAGACACAAAGAGGCAUUUCAGCUCUCCUAAGCUCUUCUAACACAACCUGUAACUGAGCCAGAGUCCUAAUUGGUAGCUUAGGAGGAAAAGGAAACCAAAACAUACAACAGUGUUUUCCCUGAAUAUUUAGUUCUAGCAUUUCUAUAGGUACCUGUUUUUACCAAGUUCUUGAAACAGCUUAUUCCCAUCACUUAAAUUAUUUCCUAUGGCAACAGAACAGGAAAAGGAUGUAUUUCCUUAACUAAGUCACAGCCUGAGUUACCACAAACUAAUUUUGCGUUCUGAAUGUUUCAAUUUCUUUUCCCCUUUCAAAAUAAAAGCAAUCGCAGAAAUGCUCUUCUUCUCUACUACCAGAUGAAAAUUCAGUCAAUCCUUCAUUCUUAAUUCUAUCCUGGGACCCGUUUCUCUCUUCUUCACAGGAUUCAUUUACAAUAAAACCUCAGGAAAAUUCCCAGUCACCAAAACACUGUAUUGCUGAAAUCCUCAUCUUUUGUUACUGAGAGUGACUGUGGACCAGCUUGUGAGUAAGCCUUUCACUACCUAGAGAGCAGUCAGGCGUACAAGCUGCCUUCAUAAACAUUUCCCCUUUUGGAACAGGGACUGGGAAAAGCAAAGUGAAAUAAAGCUACCAGAAAAACAAUCAAGACAAAAGAACAACCUCAGUCCCCCAGAAGAUUUCAGUUCCAUAUUCCAUUCAGCUCACUAUGAUCUUAAAACUGGAUAUUCCCAAGCAUCAUUGACCAGGGGAAAAGAAAAUUAGUGCAAAGGAUUUUGUGCUGUGUCUGUGCAUAGCUUACACACUGAAGUUAAAGCUUUUGUGAAGAGCUGGUUGGUGCUAAGUAGACACAAACAGAAGACACUCUGGAGCAUGGUAUUAUGGGAAGAUUCAUACCUAAGUAUGCCUUUCUCCACAAAACUAAGGAAGCUUUAAAAUGUCUGAAACAGCAACAAUUUAAUGUUUCACAGGUGCCAGGACAGAAUUGGAACAAGUUUUUAAGAUAAAGCAAGUUUCAUAAGUGAAUGUAAAACACACAGGAUACAGGACAAAGCUCUUUGAAAAUUAAACCUAUAUGCCAUGUAAAAGUUUUGGUUUACAAGACUCAAAAUAAUAGCUACAGGAUAUGUUAAGAACAAAACAUAAUGGAGUGUUGGCAACUCCUUACAUACCUAACAUUGCUUAUCUCUGACUUGUUUUGCUGCAAGUUUCAUAGUUUAAAAUAAAGAAUUUAAUUAAAAAGCGGGUAUGACCAGUUCAACAUUCCCAUUUACAGAAAAACUAUUAGGAAGAGUUUGGUUGAGUGUCACAAAUUAUCACUGUGCUCCAAAAAGGUGACUCCUAAAGAGUUCAGUGGCAGCACUUGGGGGAUAUCGCUACACUUGAAAUUGCAGGGCAGCAAACCCUAAUAAAUUAUAUGCUGCAGUAAAAUUGCCUCUGAUAUCCAGGCUAGCUCAUUUCUAGAGCUAACUGGUACCUCUAAACAACACUAUAUUCUAUGCAAUUUGCUUUUGACUAUAAAAAAAUAGUUAAAGUCUUCCAUUUGUUGCAUCAACUUACCUCAUUACACCCUUGCAGGACAUCAGAACCAAGCAGCUGGUGUAUCUAACAGAAGGAGUAGAUGUCAUUUCUUGGGUUUUUGCUCUCCCCACCACCCCAAGUUCCAUGCUUACAAGUACCAUGCUUCUAACCUAUAUGAUUUCUGAUAUAAAAUAAAGUUGUUACAGAGUACAGUUGAAGUA
Molecule: messenger RNA, 5708 nt
Organism: Serinus canaria (Common canary)
Lineage: Eukaryota; Metazoa; Chordata; Aves; Passeriformes; Fringillidae
Gene: MTERF2
Product: mitochondrial transcription termination factor 2
Exons: 2
Coding region: 935-2281 (448 amino acids)
Biological process (GO): regulation of DNA-templated transcription; termination of mitochondrial transcription
Cellular component (GO): mitochondrial matrix
Molecular function (GO): double-stranded DNA binding
Source: RefSeq, a predicted model, not a curated record